CGCUGCUGCGGAGAUUUUUCAGUCACUCUGAAGUCCGGUCGUAUUUUAGUUUUUAUGAGAGUGCUGAGGGGAAACUUGAUUGAAGAAAAUUACCUUAUAGUGAAUGCAGGACAAAGCUACGAUGGGCUGGAAAAGAAGCUAAAAGAAGUCUUCAGUGAACGAAGCAGCAUCCUGCACCAGCUCUCCAAGACAUCAAAGGAGCUGGACAGCAUAAAAGGCAACCUUCAGUCACUGAAAAAUGAUGACUCAGUGGCCAAGAAGGAUGUGCAGAGGAUUCUGGAGCUCAGCCACAAACAGAGAGAGGAGAUGAAGUCCCUCCAGACAGCCUUGCAGAAGCAGCUGGAUGAGGCAAAUGAGAGAGCAGAGAAGCAGCAGGCCACGAUCAAAUUUCUUAAAGUGGAGAUGGAGAAAAAAACCAAAAUCAUCAAGGAUUUACAGCAAGAGAACAAGAGCUUGAAAAAUAAACUACUCUCGGGACACAAACUUUGUGACGCCUAUGCUGAAGAGUCCAAAAAAAUCCAGGCUCAACUGAAAGAACUGCGGUACGGGAAAAAGGAUUUAAUUUUUAAGGGGCAGCAGCUAAUGGACUUGGAGCACAAGUUAACUAUAGCCAAGGAAGAACUGGAGAAGACCGCACUGGAUAAGGAGUCUCAGCUGAAGGCGCUGAAGGACACAGUUCACAUCUGCUUCUCAGCUGUCCUGCACAACCAGCCCAGCAGCAGUCACAGAUUUCCCACCUCCCCCACCCACUUGUUCAGAUACUCAUCACUCAUCAACAGCUCCAGAGUCACCUUUCAGCAGCCACAUGCCAAGGAUAUCUCUAAAGUUCAGAGAGUUGUCACAGCCAGUAAAUCACCCAUGAACAUCGGAGUAAUGAGGAGAGAGAGUGGCGGAGUUAAAGACUGCCAGAUGGAAAAGGCCGGGGGCGACUGCUUCCAGAAUCAGACGGAGGAAUCAGCCCUGGAAAGUAAAAAGCUACCAGAGCCACAGCAGCAAAGGAGCCAAGCGCAGACUGGAAAAUUCAACACAAAGCUCUCAGACGACAGCGAGGAGGCAGAGGGAGGCAGCAGCAAAAAGACAAAGCCACAUAAAUACAACUGAGUGGAGGGCAAAUCAUCCAAAAUGCAGAGCUCCUGUAUUGCCUGAAGGAUCUUUCUAAGAGCACACACUUGCGCACUCUCACAAAAAACACAUGUGCGCCCACACACACACACACACACACACACAAACACACACACGUUAAAACACACACCGCUACACUUACACAUAUCAGCAUUGUUUGCAAAAGCUGGGACACUGGAACUGUCAACAAAUUUCAAACUGUCAUCGGAAAACCUCCAUAGUAAAAUGGCAUGCAUUCUAGAAAUUCUUUUUUAAAAAAGGUAGCAAUGGCACUGGUAACUUGUUUCAUGAUUGUUCAUUUGUUGUUUACUUAUCUGAGUUUUAUUCUGAGUGAGGACACUGCUUUCUUAAUGUGUGAUAUUUCUAGAAAAAUCCCUUUGCACUGGUGAGGUCUGACACUGUAUCCUGUGAUAAGUAUUUCAAUUGACAAAUAAAAAGAUACUACUACUAUUACUACUACUACUACUACUACUACUACUACUACUACCCAACUUAGAAUAUUGUUUGUCACUCAUUGUAGCAAGGUUAAUUUACUCCUCCACAUUUUAAAAUAUAGAGGCUCAAGUUGGCUGGCCAACUGUUCAACGUUUAAUAUUUCAGCACUCUUUCUGCCUUUAAAACUCCAGAGGCAAAGAGCCAAAGACUCACAAUGGGUCGUCUCCCUGAGAAUGUGCCAUGCACUGAGUAGUAACUCCUAGCUACAUGUAUCUGUGUUAUCUGACCUUUCUGUGUCCUUUCAAUAAAUUGUAAUUUUCA
Molecule: messenger RNA, 1878 nt
Organism: Micropterus dolomieu (smallmouth bass)
Lineage: Eukaryota; Metazoa; Chordata; Actinopteri; Centrarchiformes; Centrarchidae
Gene: luzp2
Product: leucine zipper protein 2
Exons: 12
Coding region: 55-1101 (348 amino acids)
Source: RefSeq, a predicted model, not a curated record